AUGCCGUCCGCUCUUUUGGUGACUUUUGCACAGUCCACCGUGCUGAAUGCCAUUUCUAAUAUCCUCGCGCAAUUGAUCGAUCAGCGCAAAAGUACCACUCCUUUCACUCUCAACACACUCGCGCUUCUGCAAUUCAUCACAUAUGGGAUUCUCAUCGUCCCCAUCAACUUCUACUGGCAACGCGCCUUGGAAACCCGCUAUCCGGGGUUUCCCUCACGCGCCGAACUCAUCCGCGCGUGGCGUUCCUGGCCUGCUGUCUUUUCCCGAUCUACUCUGCGCGCCAUGUCCCCCUUGUCUCUCUUUUCCUCAAGAUCGUCUGCACCACGAAUCAACGUGGAUGCCUUCUUGCCCCGACACAGGGAGAAACUCAAGGAAAAAGAUGGGUAUGAACACGACUAUGACAGUCGAUAUUGGUCGCCCAGGUCAUCACAGACGAAGCGAUCCGGACUGCAUAGCUUUAUGAUGAAGUUUUUGCUGGAUCAGACGGUGGCUGGAGUGAUGAAUAUUGUGCUCUUUGUCGUGUUGAUUAAUUUCCUAAAGGGGGCGGCGUUGAGGACAGUUUGGGAACUGGUUGUUUUGGAUUUCGCCCCCAUCAUGAUCGCGCGGCUCAAAUAUCGACCUGUGGUCUCGACCCUGAUGUAUACGGUCAUUCCAGUCGAUCGACGGGUCGUCUUCGGCAGCGCAUGCGGUGUCAUAUGGGGAGUUUAUCUGAGUUUGUAUGCUGUUGUUUGA
This is a messenger RNA of Penicillium diatomitis, 732 nucleotides long. RefSeq names its product Mpv17/PMP22 family protein. Gene Ontology annotation, cellular component: cytoplasm; membrane. Lineage: Eukaryota; Fungi; Ascomycota; Eurotiomycetes; Eurotiales; Aspergillaceae. The record is from RefSeq and is a predicted model, not a curated record. The transcript is spliced from 3 exons. The coding region runs from base 1 to 732 and encodes 243 amino acids.